Messenger RNA from Geodia barretti, 756 nucleotides. NCBI's taxonomy places the organism in Eukaryota, Metazoa, Porifera, Demospongiae, Tetractinellida, Geodiidae. The record is from the annotation of a GenBank genome assembly.
AUGCACUUUGACCGCAUCAAGAAGAACGGCGAACGUGCCCACAAGACGCACCUCACCGAAGCCAAUCUGCGGCUCGUGGUGAGCGUGGCCAAGAAGUACAUCGGUCGCGGCAUGGCCUUGCUGGACAUGAUUCAGGAGGGCAACAUCGGCCUGAUUCGGGCGGUCGAAAAAUUUGACUACCGGAAGGGGUACAAGUUCAGCACCUAUGCCACCUGGUGGAUCAGGCAGGCCAUUACCCGCGCCAUCGCAGACCAGGCCCGCACGAUUCGCAUUCCGGUGCACAUGGUGGAAACCAUCAACAAACUGAUGCGUCAUCAUCGCCGACUGUUACAGGAAAAGGGUCGCGAACCCACCACGGAAGAGCUGGCCGAAGCGAUGGAAAUGACCUCCGAAAAGGUUGAGGAGAUCCAAAAAAUCUCCCAGGAGCCGGUGUCGCUGGAAACACCCAUUGGCGAAGAAGAAGACUCCUUCCUGGGUGACUUCAUCGAAGACCGCACUACGCUGGCCCCCGCCGAUGCCGCAUCAGCCCAACUGCUGCGGGAGCAGGUUCAGGAAGUGUUGAGCUCGCUGACCGACCGGGAGAGCCGCGUACUCAAGCUGCGGUUUGGGCUGGAAGACGGUCGCACCCGCACGUUGGAAGAAGUGGGUCGGGAGUUUGGCGUAACACGGGAACGUAUCCGCCAAAUCGAGGCGAAGGCCAUUCGCAAGCUGCGGCAUCCCUCGCGCUCCAAGAAAUUGCGCGACUACCUGGAAUAA